Symbiodinium sp. CCMP2592 is the source of this 2352-nucleotide messenger RNA. The record is from the annotation of a GenBank genome assembly. NCBI's taxonomy places the organism in Eukaryota, Dinophyceae, Suessiales, Symbiodiniaceae.
AUGGCAGCACCGGACCUAUCGCUGUUCUGCCUGCUCUGGAGCCAGCUCCAGGCUGCUCACAUGCUGAAGGAUGUGCGUGGCGACUGGCGUACUUGGCAGCCGAUCCCAGUGAUCGCCCUUUGCGCCAGCCUCCCGGCAGCUCUCUUCCCCGGCCAGGCGGCUACGUUGCUGCCCGUUGCGGCCGCCAGUAGCGGCGUGUACCUUUGGCUUUGUGGGUCGCGAUCGAACCACAUCAUGCAGGAUUUGAUUAUCAAUGCAGCCAUUGUCCUGGCUGCAGUGACUGGACCAGGAAAUCCGGCGGACUUCAGCCGACGACUCGGCGCCGCGGUCCAUCGGUUUCUAGUCGUUCUCUACGCCGUGUCCGCGCUGCACAAGCUGAACUCCGACUGGUUCGACGCGCAGGUGUCCUGCGCAUCGUCCGUCACGGCCACACUGCUGGCACAGUACGGCCCUGCGUGGCUCAAAGGCAGCCCGGUGGCUACUUUCGUGCUUGAGACCUCGCCAGGGGCUGCCGCAGCCUUCGAGGUGAUCUUGCCCGCCCUGCUUGCAGCAGCCGGUCCUCCAGGUGCUUCUGGAGCGCUGCGCGGCUUCUGUCGACGUCUGGGAGGGUCCCUAGGCGCUGUCUUUCAUUUGAUGCUUGCGUUGCCGCUUCCUCCAGCGUCGUUCUACCCCUUCAGCGCCAGUUGCCUCGCCCUCUAUGCGCUGGAGCUGCCGGACGCCGUGUCCAACUUCUGUCUGGUGGCGGAAAGGGUUGCGCCCCUUCUUGGCCGGCUGCUGUGGUUCGCCCUGCCCGGACUCCUGGCGGCCACCACAGCGGCGGCCGAUUCUUCAGGUUUCUGGUCCACUUGGGUGAAGCAAGGCGAUGGCAGUGAUGCUCCGUUUGAGUAUCCGCCCUAUGACCUCUACAACGGAGCGAUCUACUGGUGCUUUCUGGUCACUGCGCUUUGGCUUCUACUGUGCCUCUCUGGGCCUGGAUCAGCAGACAAGGGUGGCGAGCGGCCUGCUCGUGGCGGCGCGCUGGUGGCUACCUCAAGUGGGCAUUACUUUGCCUCCAUCUUCGUCGUGCUCGCUGUCCUGACAUUGGGCUUGGGACCAUACUUAGGCACUCGCACAUACCCGGCGUUCGCCAUGUUCUCAAAUCUCCGCAUUGAGGGCGGAGCGCCGAACCAUCAAUUCCUAGGCACCGGUCUCGAUCUAUUUGGCUUCCAAGCCGACGUCGUCCAAGUCCUGGAGACAAAUUCCACGGCCUUGUGGAACUACCAGGUCGACCUAUCCCAGCUCUACACGCACCGAACCUCAGCGUUCUUUGCAGCCGCCGGGCUCUUGCCAGCUCUUUGGAUUUGCCCACCGAGCUGGCGCUAUCCGCCGGCAGCCAACUUCACAGCCUUUAGCGCUCCCGCUGCUGGACUUUACCAGCGGUUGAAGACGCAGGAUCCAGGGGCCUGGGUGGCUCGAGUACGGCGAGGCUCCGAGGAGUUCAUCGUGUCUCGCCGUGAGGAUCUCAAGCCGAAGUGCCGUCCCGGUGUGCCACCGGAGCCGCCUGAGUCCCUGCAGACAUUGACUGCGGAGAAAAAGGGGAUGUGUGUGGCUCUUGCUGCUGGUGCCGCCGCGGCGGCCCUCUAUGUAGCCCCGGCCUUCACCACCGCCCCGGCGGCCACGGAGAACCCGGUCUCUGCCUCCCUCCGUGGCCAGGGUCGUGCAGCCGUGCAGGGCGCAUCUACAGGAGUCACCGGCACCACCGUGGCUGCUGCUGGCGUCUUGGCCCUGGGUGCCGCAGCGGCCCGUGGCCGUCAGCAAAAGGUGGCGCGAGCAGGCGUGCUCAGCAAGGAUGACCAGGGCCGAUUCCGCUUCGAUGCACCGGAAGUCCCCAUCGUUCCCUCCGAGCAGCCGGGCGUGACCAUGCCUUUGGGCUUCUUCGAUCCCCUGGGCUUCUCCAAGAGCGGUCUCAUGACCUUCCCCGGCGACUCUACCGGAUUCAAGCACCUCAGAGCGGCCGAAAUCAAGCACGGCCGAUUCGCCAUGAUGGCGGCAACCGGAUCUCUCUUCGCGCACUUCGUAAAGCUUCCCGGCUUCGAGGAUGUGCCCACUGGCCUGGCGGCCCUGAACACCGCCAAGGGCGCUGAGGGCUUCGCCCUGCUGUUCUUCCUCAUCGCGGGCCACGAGGCCGUGACCUGGAAGCCCCAGAAGGGCGAGCCCGGCUCCUUCGGCGACCCGUUCGCCUGGAAGCAGUUCACGCCUGAGAUGCGCACCAAGGAGCUCAACAACGGGCGCAUGGCGAUGUUUGCCAUCAUUGGUCAGAUCGUCGCAGAACUUCAGACAGGGAAGGGACCUGUGGAGCAGUUCACCGGCUGA